AACUGAUUAUUCUCGGAUUGGAAUAUUCAACUUGAGAUCUUGUGAUUUGAACUUUGUGGAACUGCAAUUUACACCUCGUUUAGACAUUUGUUGGGGUAAUUCAAUUAGGUUGGUGGCUUCAAAUGAUCAACUUUUUGUAGUGGAUGAUAUGAUAAUUUAUAGAAUAGACUUAUCAAGGAUGGAAUGGGUGAAGGUGAAUAAUUUAGGAGAGCAAGCAUUGUUUCUUGGCCAUGGUGACAUGAUUUGCUCCAAGUUAAUUAACCCAACAAAGUGGGGAGGACAAGCCAAUUGCAGAUAUGGUCUCUUUUUCUCUUCCAAAAGAUGUGAUUUAAACUCAUUUAAUCGUGAGGAGCCAUGAAGUGCUAUUACUAUUGAUGUGUGACGGGACAGGGAUUAUAGUUGGUAUGCUUCUACCAAAAUAUAUUCUUGGUAUUUUCUACACCAAUCAAACGAUAAUGAUAAUGUCAGGGAUGAUUAGUGGGGUGGUAUGUGGAAGAAUUUUAACUCAGACAAGGUACAGUGCAGAAACGAGGGAGGAAGAUCAAAACCAGGCCCUUAGCGGCGUUCAGAAAGCAGAAAAUAGAGAAGAAUGAAACAAAGACAAUCAGGAAGAAGAUAAAGAUGAAUAUCUGCUACAAUCAGAGGCCAUGGGCUGAUCUUCGAGAGGAACUUCUCAAUAUAAUCUCUAGCAACUUGAAUAUUGCAGACUAUCUCAGCAUUGGUAGAGUUUGCAGAAGUUGGAGAUUAUUUAAUUCAGAGUACGAGGACGGUUUCAUGGCAUCAAAAUCACCUCUUGUCAUUCACAUCUCAUCACAAGCUAAGAAAGCGUGCUGUUUUCACGAAAUAGCCACUGGAAUCAAAUACAAGACAAUGCUUCCGAAUUUUAUUUGCGACUUCAAAUUUUGUCUUGGUGUUUCUGGUGGGUAUUUAAUCAUGAAAGAUACUUGGAGUCAAAAAAUUUGGCUAAUAAACCCUGUUACAGGACGCCAAUUCCAGUUCUCUCGCGUGCGCAAACUUUCUGAUAAUAUUCGAUUUAGUUCAGAUCGUGCCAUUUUCGCUUCAACUGGGUCUCAAGAUCAAGAUUUUGUUGUAGUGAUUCUCUCUUGUCGGAACCAGAACUUGGAAUUUUAUACAUCUAGAAACAACCAGUGGAAAGAAUACUCUUUUAAACUUAAGAAUUGGCAUAUUUUGGAUAUGGUUGUUUUCUGUGGCAGGAUAUUUGCUAUAACUAACCAUUCUCAGAUUGGGAUACUUGACCUUAGAAAUUUUGAUUUGAAGUUUUUGACACUGAAAUUUGCACCUCGUGUGAGCAGUAAUGUGAGGUUGGUGACUUCAAAUAACAAUAUUCUGAUCGUAGAUUAUGUUAACGUGAACAUGAUUAAAGUUUAUUCAAUAAACGUGAAGAAGAUGGAAUGGGUUGUGAUGAAUAAUUUGGGUCAACAUGCUGUGUGCGUCGGUGAUGGGGGCAUUAUAAGCUGCAAGUUAAUCGACCCAACAAAGUGGGGAGGACAAAGCAACUGCGUUUAUGUGCUGUUAAACGAUGGAUGCCAUAUACACUCCUUGAAGAAUGGCGAGGUGAAAACGAUUCGUAAAUGGAGAUGGGAUGAUAAAACUCGGAUGUACUCGUGGUAUUUUUUUUCUGCAGAUAAUGUAAGAGGCUUUGAUUAGUUCGGCUCAGUUUCACAAAACCUUUUUAUUUUUUAACCCAAAUAAGUG
Molecule: messenger RNA, 1716 nt
Organism: Pistacia vera
Lineage: Eukaryota; Viridiplantae; Streptophyta; Magnoliopsida; Sapindales; Anacardiaceae
Exons: 2
Coding region: 622-1668 (348 amino acids)
Molecular function (GO): protein binding
Source: RefSeq, a predicted model, not a curated record